GAGGCCUUGAACUCAGGGUCACGUGCCAAACAUGGUUUUCCGGAAGAGCUCUCAUAGAGCAGUGCGCUGCUUGUCUUACAGUGAAACGAACGAAUUCGUCCGGACAGUUAGUUGGUUUGUUUCCUGUGCAACAGUAAACCAUUCAUCAUGGCAGGACUCCGUAAAAUGAAGAAGUACAACUGGAAGGACAGUAACAUGGCGCUGUUCGGCAGCGACCUCGAGAGGCAGGUCAAAAAGGCAUCGGCUCUGGGGGAGCCCGCCUGGAAGGAAGCGGGCACCAAGCCGGGACUUCAGAUCUGGAGGAUUGUGAAAUUCCAAGUGACUGAGUGGCCCAAGGAGGACUACGGGAAAUUCUUCAACGGCGACUCUUACAUUAUCCUCAACACUUAUACAGAGGGCGGGUCGGCGGACCUGAAGUACGAUGUUCACUUCUGGAUCGGCAGUGAAAGCUCCCAGGACGAGUACGGCACCGCGGCGUACAAGACCGUAGAAUUGGAUACUUUCCUGGACGACAAGGCCGUGCAGCACAGAGAGGUCCAGGGAUUUGAGUCCGAGCUCUUCCGAUCAUAUUUCAAGAGCCUUGUGACGAUGGAGGGUGGUGCGGAGACGGGUUUCCGGCACGUGGAGCCGACCAAGUACAAGACCCGCCUCCUCCAGGUCUUCGGGAAAGGGGCUAACCUCACCAUCAGGGAGGUGCCGCUGAACAAGAAGAGUCUCAACAGUGACGACGUCUUUAUCCUCGACGCUGGCACAACCGUCUGGCAGUUCAACGGAAACAACGCCAGUCCGUUCGAAAAGGCGCGGUCUAUGGAGUUCCUCCAGAACAUCGAGGGUGAGCGUGCCGGCCACGCCAAGGGUGAGGUGGUGGACGAACACAGCAUCAGCGAGGCGCACCAGUUCUACAGCUAUCUUGCGGAUGAGGACGAAGAAGGGGCAGACGAGGUGGACAUUGGAGGAGAGAAGAAACUGUUCAGCGUGUGCGACGCUUCCGGAAAGACGGAGUUCAAGGAGUUGAAAACUGGCGGCAUCACCAAGGAAGACCUCGGCAGCGAUGACGUGUUCCUGUUUGACUCUUGCGAACAGAUCUUUGUCUGGAUCGGGAAGAACGCCUCGCCCGCCGAGAAGAGGAACGGCAUGACCUACGCACACAACCAUUGCAUGAAGACCAACAGGCCGUUCCUACCAAUCCACGUGGUGAAAGAGGGUCGAAACUACGCUUCCCUCGACAUCGCCCUCUCCGCAUAGACACGCGCGGGGAAUCAUGUCGUCAGGAAAAGUGCCAAUGACGACAUUUAGAAAGUUUUCUGCAUUAUAGUCCUUCGCUUCCUUUCAUGAUAUUUUUUAAAGGAUAGUAGUGUCAAUUAAGACUUUCUUUGUUAAAUGACUUAAUUAUGACUAUUAAACAUUUUUAAAUUCUAGUUAAUUAACAAGCAUGCCGACCUCGUAGAUAACCAGUCUACAUGAUACUGGUAGAGACAAUGGGAGCACCUAGGCCAUUUCCCUUAAAAACAACGUCGGAUGUACGGUUUACAAUGUCAAGUAGCUCGCGUAGUUUAAAUAUUUCAAUAAAGCAAGUAUGCCUAGGGAAUUUACUGUUAUGAAUCUAAAUGAAUCUUUUAAUAAAACAUUUCACUGCAAUCAAUUUCAACUUAUUGAUAAAAAAUACGUUCUUAAUUUUACGGAACUACUUUUACUGCGUCAUAUGGCGGAGAUGACCGAGGUGUUUCGAUUGUGGUAGAGAACAUAGUAUAGAUGAUACUGGUAGAUAACCAAUCUAGAUCUGUGACAUCUUUAGAGCUGUAUUGUUUACUAGUAACAUUCGCAAUGAUAUGUUUGAAAGGACCAAGUGUGGAUUUGCUUAAUGAUAAAAUAUUAUAAUAUGACUUGAAAAAGGUGCUUACUAUUUUCAUGCUGUUCUUUUAUACGCAGGUUUCUAUGAUUAUUAUGAUAUUAUUUCCAUUUUAAUUUAUCUUUUUUAUAUGUUUAUCUUUCAUUGUUGUGUAAUAAAACUUUAUAACCCGA
Messenger RNA from Mya arenaria, 2022 nucleotides. RefSeq names its product gelsolin-like protein 1. The transcript has 14 exons. NCBI's taxonomy places the organism in Eukaryota, Metazoa, Mollusca, Bivalvia, Myida, Myidae. The coding region runs from base 148 to 1245 and encodes 365 amino acids. The record is from RefSeq and is a predicted model, not a curated record. Gene Ontology annotation, molecular function: actin filament binding.